AUGGACUCCAAUGUCACACUUGUUAAAGACGAUAACAAAAGCAAUCAGGUCAAUCAAGCCCAGUAUCAAAGCAUGGUUGGUAGCUUGAUGUAUGCAAGCACAGCAACAAGACCUGACAUCGCCUUUGCCGUUGGAAGGGUGUCAAAAUUCAGUUCAGCACCAACCACAGCACACCUCACUGCAGUCAAGAGGAUCUUUCGUUAUUUGAAAGGCACCAUGCAUCUUGGAUUGGGCUAUGAGAAGACAGCGAAUGUAGACUUGAUUGGCUACUCAGAUGCUGACUGGGCAGGAGAUCAUGAUGAUAGACACGCUACAAGUGGUCAGGUAUUCUUGAUGGGAAAUGGAGCAGUCAGUUGGAGUAGCAGAAAGCAAUCACUCGUGACUUUAUCGACUUCUGAAGCGGAGUAUGUGGCACUCAGCCUUGCAAGUCAAGAAGCAAUAUGGUUGAGAAGAUUGAUGUCUGACAUCUGUGAAUCUGCAGAAGAACCUACUAAUCUGUUUGAAGACAACCAAGGAACAAUUGCUAUGGCAAAGAACCCGGUGUCUCAUUCUCGCACCAAACAUAUUGAUAUCAAGUACCACUAUGUGGGUGAAGCAAUACAGAAGAAAGAAAUCCAAUCUUGUCAGUUUCCAUUGAACAUAAAUAUUGAACACAAACAUGAGACUAGCCAGCUGCUCAGUCUAGAUCUUUCUAGUGACUCUGAGUAG
Halichondria panicea is the source of this 708-nucleotide messenger RNA. RefSeq lists its product as uncharacterized. The record is from RefSeq and is a predicted model, not a curated record. The coding region runs from base 1 to 708 and encodes 235 amino acids. Lineage: Eukaryota; Metazoa; Porifera; Demospongiae; Suberitida; Halichondriidae. The transcript has 2 exons.